Molecule: messenger RNA, 746 nt
Organism: Rotaria sp. Silwood2
Lineage: Eukaryota; Metazoa; Rotifera; Eurotatoria; Philodinida; Philodinidae
Source: the annotation of a GenBank genome assembly
AUGUCUACGAUAAUAUCAACAAAUGAAACUGAUUUUGUUAUUGCUAAUGAUGAAAUUAAAGGUCGACAGAUAAUAUCCAAACGAAUUUAUCAAUGUGAUGAAUUAAUAUUUCAAGAACAACCACUUGUUUUAGCUCAAUUUGAAUGGAAUAAACUAUACAAAUAUUCUGCAUGUGAAUAUUGUUUAUAUCCAUUAGAAUCUUGUGAACAAAAUGUUCGUCGUCUUUGUCAAGAUUCAUCUAUUAUAAUUCCACAUUCCGAAUGUGAUCCUAAUAGAAAUAUUGAUCAACAAAUUGUCCGAUGUCCAAAAUGCAAUGAAAUGUAUUGUUCAACAAUAUGUUAUCAACAAGCAAUGAAUAAUUAUCAUUUAACAUUAUGUCAAUCAAAUGAAAAUACUAAUAAAAAUCAAUUAAUUCGACAUAUUAUUGAUUUAUGGAGAACUGUUCAUCCACCACCUGAAACAACAUCAAUUUCACUUGUACUUAAAAUUAUGGCUAUGCUUAAACAAAAUAAUAAUCGUUUAUUACUUCUACAAGAACUUCAAAAAUUUUCACAAGGUGUUCAAAGUGAAAAUCAACAAUUUUAUCAUAAAUUAUUACGAAAAGAAUUUGAAGUUAGUUUUACUAUAUUUUAUUUAAAUUCUUUUUGUUGUGUACUCAAAAAGUGAGUACACUCUAGAAUCGGUCAGUAUGGUCGUCCGGCCGUAUACACGAUAACUUUCGAAAGGAGAGUCAGAUCAUGAUGAAA